Haemonchus placei is the source of this 492-nucleotide messenger RNA. The record is from the annotation of a GenBank genome assembly. NCBI's taxonomy places the organism in Eukaryota, Metazoa, Nematoda, Chromadorea, Rhabditida, Trichostrongylidae.
AUGUUUUGUUGCAAAAGGAAAAAUCACUCACGAAAGUCUGGCACUUCGUCAUCACAGGCAGCUGUCUGUCCAGGUCACAAUCAACCAUGCCGAGGUUUCCUCACUGAGGAUCGCCAACAAACCAAUCCAUCUUCUCAGUCUUCUAAUGAUCAUCGUUCCAAUUCUGCUCCUCAAAUCCAUGUCGUCGAAGAUCUUCCAUGCCCUGUAUCGUUCUAUCCAAAUAAUGUCUAUGGUCAAGGAUUAGAAAGUGAUUGGGGGAAUCGUGUCGACGUAAGAAUGAACAUGAUUUUGGAUGGGCCCAAUUAUCAUUCUCCCAUGAGGGAUCCGACUGUUCCUCUACCUCCUGGAGCAGUAGUGGUUCAGAUCAUUCAACCUUCAGCACCUCCUCUAUCGCCACCACAUCAGCCUCAACAACUAUCACUUCCUCUGUAUCCACGAUUACCACCGUUAGACCAGAACUACGCCGAUCAACAAAUGGCUAUUCAAAAAUAA